AUGGAGAGCAGCAAGCCGGUGAAGGAGGUGCCUCCCCAGCCUCGCUACCCCACCCCGCCCCUGGCAUCAUCCUCAUCUUUGACCCCGAUAUAUUCCCCCUCAAUGAGAAACGCCACUGGCUCCAUGCAACAUGUACAGGUGGCCUCUUCUGUUGUUGGCUCCUUUAAUUUGCUGAAGCCUCCAGAGAGGGACCAAACCCUGUUCUCCCAGAUGAAGCCUAUCAAGUCUCUGAGACAGGCUGGGAUCACUGCUGUCUUCACUGGACAAAACAGGGCUGACAGUGAGGGGGAGCUACUGGAGCUCAUUCCCAUAGAGGAGGUGAUCCUGGCUGACAUAGACUCUCUGGUGCCCACCCACGACGAGAGUGGCCGGCCCAUUGCAGAGUGGAAGAGGCAGGUUAUGGUGCGCCAACUCAAGGCCAGGUUACAGGACGAGGAGGAGCAAAGGAUGAAGGACAUGGCUAAUAGCUACACCGAAGAAGAUGGUUGGAAGUACUCACAGGCCCACAACGCCAUCCUGGGCCCGUUCGGCGAGCUGCUGACUGAGGACGACCUGCUCUACCUUGAGAGGCAGAUUGAGAACGUGUCCAUGCAGAAGCGCUGCCAGGCCUACGAGCUGGAGCUGGCACGUCUCACCGAGGAGCUCCGGGCCAUCCUACCCGACCCCAUCGCCAACAUCGCCGUCAACAAUGAGAUCCUCCAGCAGAUGGACGCAGACGGACAUUUACCUCUUCCUGUGUGGUGUAGUCGUGUCUCUGGCAUUGUCAAGAGCAUGUACCAACUCCUGGCCAGUCUGACGAGCCGAGAUGAGGAAGUGGUUAUGGAGGUGGUGGGGGAAGGGGAGGGGGAAACGGUGGGGGCGGGGAUUGAGAGGGGCAUGUGUAGGCUUCAGCGUGUUGAGAUGGUGUCAUCCUUCAGCCACCGCUUGGAGAGCCAGAGCUACAGCAAAGGGAGGAGGGAGAGGGUGGAGAGGGAGAUCCAGCAGUCCGGGGUGUCGGUGAGGAGUUUGAGGUCCAACUUUGAAGGUCAAAUUGGGGGGAUUUACCCAUUUGGGGGGUUUGUGAAUGACUCGCAUCGACCGGUCACAAGGAGCCAGACUCCGAGAGGGAGAGUGGAAGCUUCUGAGAUAGCUGUUCAAACCCCUAACACUGCUCUAGGCUGUGAACUUGAACUAGCCCGCCAUGACAUCCCUACCCCAAUCCGGGUCAUGGAGACGACCAGCCUGAGAAAAGAACGCAUUGUUGUCCUGUUCUUGAGCCACUGGAAGAAGUCAGCAUACGCCAUUUCUGUGAGAGCCAGGGUGAGAAAGGAGGCAGCCGAAAGAGCAGAGGCCGUGGUCGACACAAUAAGGAACUCGACACACUCUCUCUUUCUCUUCUACCGCCAAAAAACUGCAGUAGACAAGAUGCUCAACACCUGGCGGAGUGCCAAAAUACAGUCUUCGCCGGUAUCCCUAAGCCAGUGGUGCCCCACCACCUAUUCCCCCGAGCACUUCCUGCCUAACCAGGUGGACGGGGCGCCGGUUGCCUACGACAGCCUGACCCUUGACCUUUUCAUGCUGGGCUACUUCCACAUCCUGGAGCAGGAUUUGCUGGCUGAGGAGCGGAAAAUGAGGCACCUGUUGUGCUUCGAGGUCUUCGAUCAUGUAGGUUGUUUCCCAUGGGAGACCGUCAGGGACUUCCACAAGGCCAUCCUCCAGGAGAUCCAAGAAGGGAAGCGGCAGUGGAGUGACGGAUUUGAGGACAUCAAAGCCAGGUUCUUUGGGAAUGCUGUAGUACCUGGAAGGUCCCAUCCUGGGGUUGCCAGAGAGUGCCAGUAUCCAGACACAAGGCUAGUGCCCAAGGUCAUAGUGCAGACUGCCACUCCGGAAGAAGAAGAGCUUCUCAAGUGUAGCAGCAGCACGGACUUCUCCUGUUUCAGCAAUGACGAGAUCUGUAAAUACAUCAACCGUAGCUUUGCUUUCUGGAAGGAGAAAGAAGCUGAGCUGUUUGAUUUCAAACACUAG
Molecule: messenger RNA, 2004 nt
Organism: Oncorhynchus masou masou (cherry salmon)
Lineage: Eukaryota; Metazoa; Chordata; Actinopteri; Salmoniformes; Salmonidae
Product: espin-like protein
Exons: 6
Coding region: 1-2004 (667 amino acids)
Biological process (GO): actin filament bundle assembly
Cellular component (GO): cytoplasm
Molecular function (GO): actin filament binding
Source: RefSeq, a predicted model, not a curated record